Nanorana parkeri is the source of this 681-nucleotide messenger RNA. RefSeq names its product tescalcin (gene TESC). Lineage: Eukaryota; Metazoa; Chordata; Amphibia; Anura; Dicroglossidae. Gene Ontology annotation, molecular function: calcium ion binding. Bases 41 to 643 code for a protein of 200 amino acids. The record is from RefSeq and is a predicted model, not a curated record. The transcript has 8 exons.
GGGGCUGGUACAUACUCGCUCUGCGGUGACCCGGGAGCUGAUGGAGAAGACGGGCUUUUCUGCAGAGCAAAUCGAACAUCUUCACAAGCGCUUCAGCUAUCUUUGUGGGGACAAUGCCGUUCUCAGGAGAUCAGAUUUUGAGAAGGUUACAGAUCUGGAACAGAAUCCUAUUCGAGAAAAAAUAAAAAAUGCAUUUUUUGAUAAAAGGAAUCUACGGACAGGAACGCGCGGAUUUGAGAGGGAGAUUGACUUUGAAAAGUUUCUUAUUAUUAUGUCCUAUUUCCGACCUCUGGCUGAGAAUGCUGAUGAAGAGGCCAUUAAAUUAUGUCGGGAGGACAAAUUACGAUUUCUUUUCAACAUGUAUGAUACUGAUAAUGACAGCAUGAUCACCCUGGAUGAAUACAGAAAUGUGGUAGAAGAAUUACUGUCAGGAAAUCCUCAUAUUGAGAAGGAGACAGCAAGAUCUAUAGCAGAUGGUGCAAUGCUGGAAGCAGCCAGUAUAUCCGUUGGGCAAAUGGCACCGGACCAGAUCUAUGAGGGAAUAACGUUUGAUGACUUUCUAAAGAUUUGGCAGAGCAUUGCUAUUGAAACGAAAAUGCACGUCAGAUUCCUGAAUAUGGACACGAUCCCAUCGUGCCACUGAAACUUGUAUGAUGUGGAAGACACUCAAACAAAGACAUG